Molecule: messenger RNA, 285 nt
Organism: Protopolystoma xenopodis
Lineage: Eukaryota; Metazoa; Platyhelminthes; Monogenea; Polystomatidea; Polystomatidae
Source: the annotation of a GenBank genome assembly
AUGCAAUGCCAUUCUCGGCUUUGCAUCACCAGCCUUCUUGCUCCUUUCUCUGCAGGCCAUGCAUUCAUUGUCACCACAUCCCUCGCAUUCAUGCUGACUUUACUGGGCAAAACUGGCCAUCUCGACAACCUGCAUCGGACUCGUCGUGACAAUCUGUGCCAAAGUACACGCAACUCCACCAAAUACGACUGCUACCAGACUUCACAUUCUACACGUCUCUGCUUGGUUAUGCUCGGUUAUGGUCACAUUAAUCCGGCCAAGCCAGUCUCUUCCGGAGGUGCCUGA